Molecule: messenger RNA, 1977 nt
Organism: Fomitopsis serialis
Lineage: Eukaryota; Fungi; Basidiomycota; Agaricomycetes; Polyporales; Fomitopsidaceae
Exons: 2
Coding region: 1-1977 (658 amino acids)
Source: RefSeq, a predicted model, not a curated record
AUGUCGAAUUUCAAGUCAGACCGCGCUCUGCUCAACCCUCGCUUCGAAGGCUACAAGCUCUCCCCAAUUCCACAAGAACAGGCCGUCUUCCACUACGGCCUGCAGUACAAGCCUUCCCAGACCAAUGUCUCUGGUCGCUCGCACGUAUCCUUCCAGGAGGUUCAGAGCAGGAUCUCUCACAACCACAUUGCGCUCUGCCAGGAAGAUGGGAGCGCGGCGUACAUAGACGAGGAGCUCCGCGUUGUGUCCAUCAAGCUGAGCGAGGCCACUCUAGAGCCAGCGACGCGUCUCUUGUUUGAGAUGCCAAAGCCCAUAUUGUCGCCGGACGCCGAAUCCCCCCAGCGCGAGUAUCCGUCUGCCGGAUUCUUGAACGCCUCGUCGCUCUUCGUAUCCGAUGGCUAUGGGAGCCUCUAUGUACUGACGAUCCAAAGCACAGGGUCUGCCGAGCUGAUUGGCACGUUCGAACUCGCGAUCCCUGCAGUGUAUGGUUCCUCGAGAGGUGUCGUUCCUUUCAGGAUCCACCAUGUCGCCCAAACUGCCCCAGACGCAGCGACCGUCAUCCUCUCGUCCAAGCACUAUCGAGAGGACACUCCUGCAGAAAGCAACGGCACGUCUCAAGGCGGUCGCACACAGUCAAAGGGUCCCGAGUUCGACAUAUGGGCCGCACGAUUCACCUUGCCCAUAGCCCCCGUCCCUGAUCAGACGCGCCUUCUCGACAUCCUCUGGCAUCGGCGAGGCGACGAUGUCCCCAUCUACACCUUCCAUGACGCCAGCCGCCGCUCCUUCAUGCUCGUCGGCGCGUCCUAUCGUACCAUCGCCGCUGGGCCUGCCCCUACUUAUGUGCCCACGCCGGACGAACUCGCCCCGAUCCCGCGCGCAAACGAGAAUCUCGACGGCGCCACGCUCAAUGCCCCGCAGAGGCCUCCGCCCUACUCCUGGACGCAAACCACCGACAGCGUCACCGUCGCGAUCCCCCUACCGUCCAGCACGCCCACCGACGCGAUCAGGGUUGCCUUCUCCCUCCGCACGCUCACCGUCCUCGUCCGCGGCGCAGGGGGCGCGGAGGACCCGCCGGUGCCGCUCCCGCGAUACGAUAUGAAGCCGCUCUGGGACCACAUCCAGUCCGGGACGAGCAUGUGGACGUUCGACCGCGCGGCGGAGCGCAGGUACGGCGUGCUCACGCUGCACCUCGACAAGGCACACGAGGGCACGCGCUGGCCGCAGGUCUUCGCCGCUGCCGGCGCGACCGCGCCCGUCCCCGGUUCCGCCACCUCUGACGCAGACGCGGACACGGAGGUCCCGGAGACGCUCGACCCGUCCGAGCUGUACGCGAUCCGAGAAGCGCUCGAGAAGUACACGGCCGCGCUGCAGAGCGGGGAGGACGCGAGCGGACUGGGGCUCGGGCGCGGCGUGCCGAGUCUGGCGCAGGAGGAGAUGGACGACGAGCUGGACGUGAGCGUGGGCCGGAGCGCGUGCGUGACGUGGGUCGGCGCGGACGGUGCGAGCCCCGCGUUUGGUCAUGACGACGAUGCACCCCUACAGGUGCUCUCGACGUCCUUCCCCGGCACGGACGCGGAGAGGCCGAGCUUGGUGGUCAAGAACGGGCUUGAUGGGGUGGUGUAUGAGCUUGGUGCGGCGGGUAGCCCGGAGGACAAGCCAGAAUGGAAGCAUGCGGCGACCUACUCUGCGCUUGCGUUCGUGCUCGCGAGCAAGCGCGACACCCGCUUCACAUAUCACGUCUCUUCACGCGCCGUUCUCGCCUUUGAGAGCGGUUCGAGAGAUCUUGGCGGGAACGUAUACAUCUACCGAGGAGCGCCGGCGAAAGAAAAGUGGGCUAAGCAAGCGGUGCUCAAAGUAGGAGGCGGAUCUGCAGGGGCGUUGUUAGGCGUCACUCUCAUGAAGACUGGGCCGAAUCUCGAGCCUGUAAUCUUGUGUCUCUGCGAAGGUGGGCUGAUACUCCUGCGAAACGUGGUAUGA